Molecule: messenger RNA, 1143 nt
Organism: Cotesia congregata
Lineage: Eukaryota; Metazoa; Arthropoda; Insecta; Hymenoptera; Braconidae
Source: the annotation of a GenBank genome assembly
AUGGCAAACAGUGUCGCAAGAUGUCUAGUAAAAAAUUUACUAAAAAUUAACCCCAAAUCCAGCAUCAGGAUUGCUACCAUUCGAACAUCAGCAGUAGUAAUUAAUAGUCAUAAACAAAGCACAACAACAGAUUCAACAAAAUUGUUACCGCCAGCACUGGACCCAGAUUACCACGACAUCAAAGGAUUCAGGCAGUUCCUGGACGACCAUCAUCUGGGGCCCAAAGCAGCUUAUGUGCUGAUGAAAGUCGCCAGAGUUCCCAGGAACACUGCCCGGGAAGUUGUCAAGGAUUUUACGUUAUUCGAAAAGCUGUCUAAAAAUGAUAUUGUAAAAAAUUACGAGGCUUUACUUGCAGCUGGUCUUACCAGCGAGCAGAUUAAAGAACAUCCUUAUGUGCUGGCUGAUACUCAAGAUGACCUGGCCUUGAAAAUUAUGAUGUUCAAUCAGAUGAAGCUGGAUUUAAAUGACGGUAUCAGACUAUUCCAAAUUUCAGCUCGCAGGUUUUCGCGCUAUUUGAUUGUCAUCAGCGAUGACAAGAAAAUUAUUCCUGAGUUCAACAGCCGGAUUGAAUAUUUGGCCAAUCAACUUGAGACCACGCCUAAGGAAAUAUGUGACAGGUUACCGAGUCGCAGUCAAGUUCUUGGAGUUCCAAUGGAAAAAAUAGUCAGUCUUACAAAAAUUUUUCUAGUGGCAAAAGAAUUAGAUAUUAUUCCGCUUACACCAUGGGUUGUUCGAUGUCCAGACGAUAAAUUUGAAGAAUACAUCAAAAAGUAUAAAGAAAAAAAAAUUAUUGAAAAACCUUAUGAAAAUAUUGAUGACUACGUGAUGACCCUCUUUAAAUGCAGCGCAUCGGAUAUCGAAAGUCUCUACAGGCGAGAUCCUCGUCUGCGUAAGAUGAACAAGAAAAUUUUGACCGACAUGUUUACAUUUUUACACCAACUGGGUUAUACUUUCGAAGAGCUAUUUAUAUCUCCUCGAUGUUUUCAUUGCUCACCAGAAAAUCUUCGUGAAAAAUACGAUUUGUGGAUAGAGAAUGGCCUGGGUCGACCCCCCUUGGUCGUUAUCUCUUCCUCGACUGGGUUGUUCCAAAAGUGGCUUAAGAAAAGGACUAAAAAACAAAUUCUCGAGUCUUCUCCAACAUAA